GCAGUUUGCUGAGGGAAGCAGCGCUGCGGCACUCAGCGCGCUUUCCCGCGCAAUUUUUCUCUGGAAAAAAACCAGCAAAAACUACCUUUUUCUCCCACAGAAUCGAAGCGUUCCCUCAUCUCCCCCCCUCCCUCCCCUCCCAGCUUGGGGAGCCGCAGAAGGCAGCUAUGGGAGUUUCGCUUCUUCUAGCAAGACCUUCCCUCCUGGCCUGGAGACCCCUCACACAGCGAUUCCCCAGCUGGGUGAGCCGACCCACCAGCCCAUCGGAUGAAGCGCAGGAGCUUCCACUACCAGCAGAAACACUCGUGUUGAAAUCCUGAAAGAAUCCCUAACCUGCAGAUGGGGAAAUUCUUCUAGGACAGCAGAGAUGGCGAGCAACCUCAGAUUCUGAAGGGGAUGGCUUGCUCAGCAUUUAUCCGAGAUUGAGCAUGGAACUGACCACGCUUUUGAAAAGCAACAUCAAAUGUAAUAUUUGGAAAAUAACUAAACUUUACAGACUCUCCAUCCAGCUGCUCGCAGUACCCACAUCAGGGAGGCUUUGGGAGUCAACACUGAGACAAACUAUGCCGUGCGGUACUGAAGGAAGGCAUGCAGGAUUUCCAAGGCAAUGUAUUGAUUCUUGUGAGGCUCUGGGACAUUUGAAAGUGGUUUGGAGAGAGCAAAGUCUGUGUCUGAUGGACACCGAACCAAAGCCAGCGUGUGUCGUGCAGCAGGCUCACUGCCCAGGAAUGAAGUGCCCUCCUUCAGAGGACUUUCCUCCCCAGAUAAGACUGUCUGAAAAGAUACCACCAGUGAAGCCAUGCUUCAAGAAGAAGCAGCAAGUGCAGAAGAGACUGGACACAGAAACUCUCCGGGCUUUGCGGCCGAUCUUUACCAGUUUGCUGGGAGCUGGGACCUUGAAUAGGGUCUUUGUGACCCGAGGCCAAAGUGGCGGUCAUAGUGAUUUAUGUGAACCUGCUGUGAAAAAGACUCUGGACCUUGGUACUUCUUGCCCUCAACCAGAAAAUAAUGUGACUGUGCUGAUGCCAACAGCUCCAGAUGUGCAGGCUCAAUUGCCAGCAGCUCGUCCUCCUUCUGGGCAUCCUGAGCAGGACGUCCGCCGGGUGGGAGAGCAAGGCUUCUCAUCAGAAACUGCUCCUGGAACUGCUGCUGAUAAUAACAGUGAAUCAUUCCAGGAUCAUCCUUUGCACCCAGCUGCUAGCGAUGGUGCGGCUUGUCCUUUGUUCCCAGACAAGAUUCUGGAAAGCUACACAUCUGGCUUAUUCCAAGAGAAUAGCUGUCCAAUGCAAUACAAUUUGAACCCAAGCAAUAAAUUCGGUGCUGGGAUAUUCCAGGAUAAAAGUGAAGAAGCUUCUCUCGAUCUGGUCUUUGAACUCUUGAACCAGCUGCAAUAUCACACCCAUCAGGAAGACGGAAUAGAAAUCUGUGUGGAUUUUCUCCAGGGCACUUGUGUUUAUGGCAGCGAUUGUCCCAAACAUCACACAGUCUUGCCUUAUCAUUGGCAAGUGAGAAGGACAGCAACGCAGAGCUGGCAAAGUGUGACCAACGAUUCACAGGAGCAUCUGGAAAGACUCUACUGCAACCCUGACAAUGACAGGAUCAAAGUGAAAUAUCGGGGACAUGAGUUUUGGGUGGAUUUGAAUGUUAUGAAAUUACAAGAAACUGUUGAGUUUGACCAAAUGCGGCGGCUGUCUACACCUUCCUGCCCCAGCUCCAGCUCCAACUACUACACGGUCUGGAAAUACUUCUGCAGGGACCACUUUGGCUGGAGAGAAUACUCCGAGCCUGUUGUAAGAUUGAUAGAAGCAGCCACCUGCCGGGGUCUGAAAGAGGUUCGGUUUGUUACCUGGCAUAAUCAGUAUAUCUUAAACAUCAAAGAUGGAUUCCAGCAAAAUGCGUGUUACAGAAGAGAAAUCAAGAGGAGACCGCUGCUUCGCUCAUGCAUUGUGCUGAUGCCGUUUUUACAGACCUUAGGUGGCAACUCUGCAGUGCCCCCUCUGUCAGCUGAACCAGCUUCCUCACAUCUCUUAUCUCCAGCUGCUGUUACCUCUCCCAACUUCUACCCUGACACCUGGAUUAGUAUGGAUCCAGCUCAGGACUUCGUCCAAGUGCCUGUUCUGAAGGAAGAUAAAAGCUAUAGAACCAUUUAUAACCUGUUUCACAAGACUGUGCCAGAGACCAAAUACAAAAUUUUGAAAAUUUUGAGAGUGCAAAAUCAGUUUCUUUGGGAGAAAUAUAAAAGGAAAAAGGAAUAUAUGUCAAAAAAAAUGACUGGGCUUGACAGGAUAAUGAACGAAAGGCAUUUGUUCCAUGGCACCUCCCAGGACGUGGUGGAUGGAAUCUGCAAGCACAACUUCGACCCGCGCGUCUGCGGGAAGCAUGCCACCAUGUUUGGGCAGGGCAGUUACUUUGCCAGAAAGGCAAGUUACUCCCAUAACUUUUCCAAAAGGUCACCCAGAGGCGUUCAUUACAUGUUCCUGGCAAAAGUACUGACGGGAAGGUACACGGUGGGAAACCACACCAUGAGGAGACCUCCACCGGUCAACCCCGGCAGCAUUACCAGCGACCUCUAUGACUCUUGUGUGGACAAUUACUUUGAGCCUCAGAUUUUUGUCAUUUUUAACGAUGAUCAGAGCUACCCUUAUUUCAUCAUCCAAUACGAAGAAGUUAGCAACACUGUCUCCAUUUGAAAACUUGUGCUGCUAAAUUAUUAAUUGUAAUAAACUCUCUUAUCUCGCAUUGGUAGCAGUCUUGGGGGGACAAGAAAAAGAAAAAAAAAAUUGGACGUUGCAGAACUGAUUAAAUUACUUGCUUGGAAGGAACUAAAUCUCAAAAUGUAGAAAAGAAGAUCUGAAGUGACCAAUUGUGCACUUGCUGUUUGAUUAUGUAUGUGCAAAUUGUAAAUAUUUUUCCAUUGUUUAUAGUUGAAAAUCUGUGCCUUUUGUUAUAAAACACUGUUUAUUUAUGUUAGUAAAUAUUCAUGUUUAAAAAUG
This is a messenger RNA of Tyto alba (common barn owl), 2993 nucleotides long. It is a transcript of the gene TIPARP, whose product is annotated as TCDD inducible poly(ADP-ribose) polymerase. The coding region runs from base 429 to 2690 and encodes 753 amino acids. The record is from RefSeq and is a predicted model, not a curated record. Lineage: Eukaryota; Metazoa; Chordata; Aves; Strigiformes; Tytonidae. Gene Ontology annotation, molecular function: zinc ion binding; NAD+ poly-ADP-ribosyltransferase activity. The transcript is spliced from 11 exons.